Molecule: messenger RNA, 2058 nt
Organism: Leishmania braziliensis MHOM/BR/75/M2904
Lineage: Eukaryota; Euglenozoa; Kinetoplastea; Trypanosomatida; Trypanosomatidae
Exons: 1
Coding region: 1-2058 (685 amino acids)
Molecular function (GO): protein binding
Source: RefSeq, a predicted model, not a curated record
AUGUCAGCAACGCCGCUGCCGCGAGUUUUUUUGGCCUCGUGGCUGGAGAAGAAGAUGGAGUGGCGCUUCGUCUACGAGCAACGCUACUUUAUUCUCGAUGGCACCCGCCUCAGCUACCGCCUCGAGGAGCACGGCGCCGAGCGGAAGUUUGGCACGAUCAUCUCCUUUGACCCAUGGCGCGAGAGCUUGAAGAGUGACACCUCUAAAGGAUUUAGCUUCACGGUGUGGCUGCUUGAGGGUGGCUCCUGGGAGCUGCGGGCAGCCACGCAGGAGAUCUACGAGAGCUGGCUGCACGCCCUUCUUACAGUGCUCGCGCCCUCCAACUCCACCUCUGCGGUACUGAGCGAGAGCGGCGGUAUGGCGAGCUCGCACGACACCUCGAUGGUCUCGGACGCCGCCGCGACAACCGUGGGUGCGUCCUCCGCACACCUUCAGGGCGAGAGUCUGGGUUGGGCUCGCAAGGUAGGCGAGCGCAGUGACCCCAUAAACAGUGCUAGCCAAGCGCAGAUGGAGUUUGCCGAUGCCUUGCAUACAGCGGCGGGAACGAGCCCAGCGGCCGAGGAGACCGCUCUCACCGCGGCGGUCAUUGCCGCUGCAACGAAUCCAGGCAGCACCACCUCGGCCUCCAACACUCUGCUGCUGUCCUCCAUGGUGGAGAAGCAGACGGCCUGGAGGGGCCGCUGGAGGCCGCGGUACAUGGAGCUGCGGGACGGGCGCCACCUUGUCAUUCGUUCCUCAGCUACAUCCAAGACGGAGCGGCAGCACUAUGUUGUUGAGGCGGUGGACCUCUCGCCACUCGUGAGUCAGGCGGUAUGGCUGCUCUUCACCACAAGCAGCGGUGACCGCUUUUGGGUUCGCUACGGCUCUGUAGAGGAGUGCCAGCGCUGGUACUCGGUCUGCCGGCGUCUGCUUCACGCAGAGUGCUCAUGGCACUGGUUGCCGCUCGCCGAGAACGAUGCUGGCCGCUCACUUCGACUGCGGCAAGCCACCAGCGGCAGUUACAGCGACCUGCAGCUGCACUACCACUCCGCUGCCGUGGUGCCGUCUUUUCAGGAAGGGAUGUGGUGUCCAUCGCUGUACGUUUUUGGGGGCUCGCGCCGGUGGUGCAAACAAAUAUUUAACCCCCAGGCACGCGCCUUUCUCCCGCACGCUGAGCCCACGCACACCACAAAUUACUUGUGUACGCUGGAGCUAACAGGUCCACACGUGAUGCAGCUGUGGCAGCCUGCCCCGUACCAGGAAAGCCCGCACGCGUUGGUGCGUCCACUUUCUCGCUACGGCGCGACAUUGACAUGCGUCCCUGUGGAGGCACCGCAAUCGCUCACGCGAAAAACCUGGCCGCCACAGACGGUCGGGGUACGCGUGGUGCUGCUUGGCGGGCUAUCGGGUGGCAGGUAUCAGCCUCCCACUACGGAGCUCUGGAGUGUGUGGCGCAGCCCGGCGGCGUGUGCUCAAGGUGUCGAGAUGUGUUGGGAUCGGCACGACCUGCCUCCCUACGAGCUCCCGAUGCUGGCCUUCCAUGACGCUGUGUGCGUGCCAUGGAGGUCAGCGGCAGUGGCGCGCAGCGCAGACCCUCAGGUUCAGCGCCAUACCGGCGGUGGGUUUCUUCUCGUGACAGGUGGCCUCGAUGUGGAGUAUCGCUGCAGGGCUGAGUGCUACGCGGUGGUGUGGAACGGGGCGGAUGACCAGCUUUGCCCAACCGCCUCUGCGACCGAGGACAAUCUCGAGGAGAGAGCGCGCCUUGCAAAGCCCACAGCGUUCGCCUUUGGUCAGUUGCCAGAGCCGCGCGCGUUUCACCGCAUGGCGGUCAUGGAAGACGGCACGGUGGUUCUCGUUGGUGGCCGAAGUGUGGAGAACGCAGCGGUGAGUCAGCCUGUCCUGACGUUGGCGCCGGAGGUGUGGCGGCGCGCAUCCAAGGUAUGGGGAUGCGCCGGUGGCAUUGCUGCUGAUGCUACAGCAUCACCUACAUGCAAGAGCAACGGAGCCGAGCCUCAGAGGGAAAAUUGGUGCUCACCUCCCCCCACACCCAGAAGAAAAGGAACGAAUGUGUGCAAGUAG